This is a messenger RNA of Micropterus dolomieu (smallmouth bass), 3795 nucleotides long. RefSeq names its product secretory carrier membrane protein 5a (gene scamp5a). The coding region runs from base 252 to 944 and encodes 230 amino acids. Gene Ontology annotation, cellular component: trans-Golgi network membrane; recycling endosome membrane. The record is from RefSeq and is a predicted model, not a curated record. The transcript has 7 exons. Gene Ontology annotation, biological process: protein transport. Lineage: Eukaryota; Metazoa; Chordata; Actinopteri; Centrarchiformes; Centrarchidae.
GUCACGUGACCGCCCCUUACUCCCAAAUCCAUCAAUUGAGGAAUAACCUAAGAUAUUUCUGUCUUAUCACCGUUAGAUCUGACUGUUUCCUCGGGUGCGUUUUAAUGCUCAUUAAUCCAAAGGAUGCUAUUUAAACGAACUGAGGGAUUCUAGCGACAUUCUCGGACUAAACGGAAGAUUGGUUUUCAAGGCAGCUGAGAUUGAAGUUCUUGUGUCUCUUUGCAAGCAGACAAAAAUACGGAACGGUCAUCAUGGCAGAAAACAACUUCCCUCCUCUGCCUCGGUUCAUCCCCCUCAAGCCAUGUUUUUACCAAGACUUCAAUGAGAUCCCAGACGGGUGUCGCAGCAUGUGCAAGAAGCUGUACUACCUAUGGAUCUUGAAUAGUGCCACACUGGCUGUUAAUCUGAUUGGCUGUCUGGCGUGGAUGUGUGGAGGUGGUGGAGCGACCAACUUUGGCAUGUCCUUCCUGUGGCUCAUCCUCUUCACCCCAUGCUCCUACGUGUGCUGGUUCAGGCCCAUCUACAAGGCCUUCAAGACCGACAGCUCUUUCAACUUUAUGGCUUUCUUCUUCGUCUUCAUGGCGCAGGUGGUUAUCAGUAUCAUUCAGACUGUUGGCAUUCCAGGUUGGGGAGUGUGUGGCUGGCUGGCUACCAUCACCUUCUUCAGCACCAACAUUGGCUCAGCUGUGGUCAUGCUGAUACCCACCAUCAUGUUUACUGCGGUGGCUGUCCUCUCCACCAUCGCCCUCACAAAGGUUCAUAACUUCUACCGUGGCAGUGGUGGCAGCUUGGGUAAGGCCCAGGAGGAGUGGACCACUGGGGCCUGGAAGAACCCCCACGUCCAGCAGGCAGCUCAGCAGGCAGCCAUGGGAGCUGCACAGGGAGCUAUGCAGCAGAACCAGUACUCAGCAGCACCCACCUACAACUACGACGACCCAAUGUAGGACAGAGGAGGGGGACCACACUGCCGUGUGGGAGAGAUACAAAGGGAUCAAUUAAGAACACAUUUCAGAAUUAGGUGCCCUUCAUUAUAACAUUGUACAAGCUGAAUUUAAACAGAACAAUGUAGAGAAAAGUCAAGUUUGGCCUAUUGAAUUCUGAUAUACGUGGGAGUUAAUAGUCAGUUACAUUUAAACCAGCAGCCAGUUAUUAAAGAGCUGUUGUCUGUUUUUUUAAUCUCUAAUGCUGCCCAAUUUUAGCUGGUAAAUGUGUGUGUUGCUUUCCAACGGAGACACAUAAUAUAGCUAAAACCAACAAGCCUCUGCCCUUGUCACACUUUAAAAUCAUCUUUUAACUACCUUAAAUAUGUUUUUUUUUUUUUAUGUACUGUAGUAGCUACAUUGUUAGAAGUGUUUAAUUUCAUUAGCCUUGAAGGUCACAACAUUUGCCCCUCAGUUGCUGUACUGUUGUUGUUUGCCACUCAGCUGACAAGUGUCAUAUACAACAUGUCCAAAAAACAUGAUUUCCCAUUAAAGCAAUGGAUUGACAGUUUGGGAAAUUCACCAAUUUGCUUUCAUGCUGUGAGUUAGAUGAGAAGACUGAUAUCCAGCAAGGAAGAGUGGAAUUCCAGCAAGAAAGCAGACAGUGUCAAGCUAUUCCUUUAAGUUUAGGGUACAAUUCAACCAUAUUUAUUUGGGAGGAUUGUUAUCCUUUAAAUAUUGGCCAAGAAAUUCAACGUCUUUUUCUUACUCUGUAUGUAAACUUUGUUACUUUUUUGUUGAAAAAGAAAAAGUUGAACUUGGCCAAAAUCUCGACAAUUGAAUCAGCAUUUCAAAAUAUAGCAAAAUCUAAUCAAAAUUAAAUAAUUUGUCUCUAAAAUCAGAAGACAAAUUAGAAGGUACUGGGAAUAUUUAAAUCCCAUAGAAAACCUUUGACAGUUAGUGUUUUGGUGACCUGAUGAUGUUUUGUUUUUUUUACUGAUAAAAGUUGCUCUGCGUCAGUGAACCUUUCAGACUAAUUUAACAUUUCCUUUACAUUCUCAGGAAAGGUGUGACAGCUGGUUUUAAGUUCUACCUGUAAAUCCCUUUCAGUGUCAACAUACCGGGCUUUUGUCUCCUUUUAUCACCAUUAUUCAAACAUUCGGGGUGUUUAGUUUCGCCAGUACACACUGGUUAUGUGUUUAGCUGGUUGAUUUCAGUUAAAUUAAUUAUUAUUACAUAUUAAAGUGAAGCACAUGCAGUAUUUAGGAUUGCAGCUCAUUGGAAAAAACAUUCCAAAUUAAUGUUGUACAGGUUAAAUGUGAAAGAAAACCUUAACACUUGCAGUUUGGAAAAACAGUAAAUAUUAAAAAUCAUUGUUGUAGGUGGUCAUAGCAUUGUAUGAAGUGAUGGAUGUUCUCCCCCUUUGGCAAAUUCUCCCACUUACCCCUACAUGUAAAUGCUUAAAUGACUUACUUGUUUCUGAAGCUCUGGAUUUCAGGCCUUAGUGUGUCAUUUCGUGGCUGUUGGUGUUAUUCCAUGAGUAGGUGUAAUAUGAUAUUUAUAAAAAAGAAAAUUCAAGCCAUUUAUUUCUUUAUGAAGUGAAAUUGAAAGAGAGGAUAUUUGUGUGUAGCCCUCGUGAGGCCUGACAGUGUCAUUUUGAUUUCAGUGGAAAGAUGUUUGCCUCGUGUCACUCAAGUCUUGUUUGAAAACUUCUUCAAGAUUCAGUAGAUGGUUAUUACAGUAAUACAGUAUUAGACUUGAAACAGAUGUGAAGAUCAGUAUCCGAGUGCUCGUUAUUUCAAAAACCUGUGAGUCGUCUUGUCUGAUUGUGAUGGUGUGGUAUUCAAUAGGCUGUUUGUUGUUUUACUUUUUUGUUGUUGUUUUUUGUACCACCCUAUUUUUUGUUUGUGUCUAUUUUGGAUGACGUAUGGAUGAGCACAUGUUCGGUGUGUCUUUCCAUGGCUGUGGCUAACAGUUUUUUUGUUGUUUUUUUUACUUUAUGGAAAUUUUUAAGUCACUUUUGCACUGGGUUACCUGUUGACAUCAGUGCAAACUUAAUUCACAGUGAAUCACAGUGGAGCAAUAUUAACAUAGAUAUAUUUAACUGUAGAAUUAUUAGGAUCAAUUGGGAUCCUGUUGUGCAGGCUUCAAAUAUAGACAUGAAUAGCAAACGGAUCAUAACAUAAAAGUGUUUUGAAUUUUAAAAUGGGCCUGUUUUUAAGUUGGACAACACUAUUAUAAUUUAACAAUCGCAUAACAUUUUCACCAGCAGAUGCACAUACAGUAGUUAUGAAGUAUAACCCUGUAAACUGUACCAUUCACAUGCUCAUCUGUGAGCAAAAGUAUUGCUGAUCAGUUCUUUAGAUUAAGUGUAAAGUGUGUACAAAGAUGAACAAGCACGCUACUUUUCUCUGUGUGUAGUGAGUUACCAUGGUCUUUGAAGAAAUUUGGCCCUGUCCAGACUUUCUACCAUGUGUACAUACAGCACAGUUUAUUUGAUUAUGGAAAUUACAUCUGUAUAGUUCUCGUGUAGCAAGAACUGCACUGCACUGGACAGCUAUUACUCUGCAUUUCACAUCGCUGUAUCAAAGCUUCUGAAAGCCAUUCCCCAUUAACUCCCCUAUGUUUCCACAUGUAUUGUAGGUUGUAUUAUGAUGUACCAUAUCUUAACUAGAUAUAAAUAUAUAAGUACUUGAGGUGAGGGAAAUAUUUGCCAUGGAUAAACACAUUCUGUAGAAACAUGCUCUAAUGAGGUGAGUGAAACGUUUGAGGAGGCUGUGUCUCCAUGAAUGAAGUAAAUGAGGAAUACAUUUUUGUGUAUUACUUUUGUAUUAUUUGGUCUUACCCUAAUAGAUAUUAAAAAAUUCUUGUUGCA